UUUAACCUCUUCCCAUCUGGCCCAUGCUGAUAAAACGGCCAGACGGGAGCGCUGCUGAUGCGGGUGGAUGUUUCCAAACAUCCCCCUGCAUUCAUUGCCUGUGCACGCUCCCUGGGAGCGUGAGGCACCGUGAUAGGUGCCCACUUGUGUCCCGAAGGACACAAAUCGCUGUAUGGGACCUCUGUGUGAGGUCCCGAUUCAUGUGAUCACUGAUUGGCCAGUUAGUGAUCACAUGCAAAGUAGUAAGCAACAUGUCACUUUCUGACAUCAUUGCUUACUACGUCUGAAAUAUCUGUGAAUGAUCACAGAGGUCACAUGUACAAGGCUAUUUCACAACAGUCUUGUACCA
Molecule: messenger RNA, 349 nt
Organism: Staurois parvus
Lineage: Eukaryota; Metazoa; Chordata; Amphibia; Anura; Ranidae
Source: the annotation of a GenBank genome assembly